AUGCCAGACUUCAGCGGCAACUCUUUUGCUGAAGCCAGUUUUGCCCUCGAUGCCGCCCUCAGAAGUGACCCCGAAAUCCCCCUCGGGCCAGGAUCUACAGGAAUUAUCGGAGUUUUGGAGGCCCCAGACCCUUCUGUCCCGGAAUUCAUUUUGCAUGCAGCCAACAUAGGCGACUCUCGCUUGUUGGUGUUGCAUGCGGACGGGUCUUUCACUCGAAUGUCUUCGGACCAAAAACCAAAUGAUCCAAAAGAAACCAAAAGAGUCAAAAGAGCUGGAGGUUCUGUCCUCCGCACCGCCAUGGGCGUCUGGCGCAUCGACGGCAGACUCGCCCUCAGCCGCAGCUUCGGCGACUUCCGAAUGAAGAGCCGCGGGGACCUGCUGCCUUCGCAGCAAAAGGUGGUGGCGCUGCCGCACGUGCGGACUUUGCGGGUGCGGGCGGGGGACGUGUUGGUUUAUGCAUGCGAUGGUGUCUUCGAGGCCCAGGGAAUGACCUGGCGCUUCGUCGCCAACUUUGUCGCCAUGCAGCUCAAGUCGAGUGGGGGGGACCUGGAAGCAGCAGUUUCGCGUCUUGUGUCUGCUGCUUAUUUAAUGGGCAGCGGCGACAACAUCAGCGCCAUGCUGCUGCGGCUGCUGCCGCAGCCUUUCGAAAAACCCUCAGUGCAAAAGGCAGAGGUCGACGUCCUCGGAGUUCGGACAGAAGUUCCCGCGAUGCUGCCCUCGGAAGCAACAGUGCAGCGCAGCGGCGCUUGGGUAAACGAAUUGGGUCUAUAUGCCACCUUGUACUGA
Molecule: messenger RNA, 786 nt
Organism: Eimeria tenella
Lineage: Eukaryota; Apicomplexa; Conoidasida; Eucoccidiorida; Eimeriidae
Product: MGC81273 protein, related
Exons: 7
Coding region: 1-786 (261 amino acids)
Biological process (GO): protein dephosphorylation
Molecular function (GO): protein serine/threonine phosphatase activity
Source: RefSeq, a predicted model, not a curated record